Molecule: messenger RNA, 252 nt
Organism: Adineta ricciae
Lineage: Eukaryota; Metazoa; Rotifera; Eurotatoria; Adinetida; Adinetidae
Source: the annotation of a GenBank genome assembly
AUGCUGUGUCGUCCUUCAUCGGUUGGUGAAGAAACCACACCGAAACAAAAUACCAAAACGAGUACACUUACGUUGAAACAGGAAUUCAGCUUUUAUGUAUCCUCUGCUGCAUUAUCAAAGGACUUUCAAACGUAUUGGAAUGAAAACAAAAAUCGUUUCCCAAUAUUAUCAUCGUAUGCUCGUCGAUAUAAUUGUGUUCCAGCAACUUCAGCUGCAUAUCAGAAUCAGUAUUUUCAGUUGCAGGUUACAUAG